AUGACAGAAAUCCUCCCAAGUAAUUUUGUACCGAAACACUACGAGCUUUACAUCAAGCCUGUCCCUAAAGAAAAUAAAGUCAUUGGAAAAACAACGAUUGACAUCACUUGUGUUGAAGAGACGAACCAACUCAUCCUUAAUGGCGUAAAAUUUUCGAACGUGGUUGCGACAGUCAAAGAGACAUCGGAAUCACUUGAGUAUUCUUUCGAUGCUGAAAAGGAGCAAAUCAUAUUCACUUCAAAGUUGAAUUUCACAAAAGGAGAGUAUACAGUCGUGAUUGAUUACGAGGGAGUUCUUUCAAGCGAAGAGUUGUGUGGGUUGUAUCAGUCCAAGUAUAAGUAUCAAGGAGAAGAAAAGAUUAUAUGCACAACGCAGUUUGAACCAUCUGCUGCAAGAAAUGCUUUCCCUUGCUUCGACGAACCAAAUUACAAAGCCACUUUUGAUGUCAUUUUGGAGGUUCCGAAAGUCGAGAACUGCUUUUCAAAUAUGCCAAUUAAGUCGACAAAAGAACACGAAAACAUGAAGGUGGUUUCAUUUGAAACAACGCCGAAAAUGUCUACUUACAUCGUCGCAUUUGUCAGUGGUGAGUUCACAAGUUACACCAAGACUGGGAAAAACGGCGUUGAAUUGGGUCUCCACUUUGCUAAAAACCACCAGAAUAUCACAAGAUUUGCUCUUGAUGUUAUGGACGACUGCUUGGCGUUGUAUGAACAACGGUUCAAAAUCAAAUACCCAUUGAAGAAGUGUGAUUGGAUCGCUCUUCCAGACUUUGAAGCUGGUGCAAUGGAAAAUUGGGGAAUUAUUACGUCUCGUGAGACGGAGGUAUGUCUUAAAGAAAAUGCAUCGACCGCAGCCAAAAAGCGAUCUGCAAGUGUAGUGUGCCACGAGCUUGCUCACAUGUGGUUUGGUGAUUUGGUGACAAUGAAAUGGUGGAAUGAUUUAUGGUUGAACGAAGGCUUUGCGAGCUAUAUGGGCGACUUGUUUGGAGUCAACACACUCUUCCCAGAAUGGAACAUGGAAUCUUCUAAUGUUGUAGAGUCAUUACUACCAGCAAUGAAUUCUGAUGAGAACGUGAAUACACACCCAAUUAGUGGUCCAGUGAAAAAAGCGAGUGAUAUUGAACAACUGUUCGAUUUAAUUAGUUACGAAAAAGGAUGUGGGUUAAUUAACAUGAUGAUCAACUAUGUUGGAUUCGACAAUUUCAUGAACGGCAUUUCGGUUUAUUUGAAAAAAUUUGAAUACGGAAAUGCGGAGAGCGACGAUAUGUGGAAGUGUGUUGGAGAUUAUUGUGGCAUUGAUUUGAAAGAGGUUGUCCAAGCGUGGACGUAUAAACCAGGUUUUCCUGUUGUCAGUCUUGAGUUGAAAGACGGUAAGCUGUAUUUGGAACAAGAGAGAUGUGGAUCACAGAGCGAACAAAUAUGGCAAAUUCCAAUGAUACUGUCUUGUGAUGGAAAUGAAGUUAAAUACAUGUUUAAGGAAAAGAAAGCUGUCAUUGAAUGGCCACAUAAGUAUGUUAUUGCAAACACCAAAUCGACUGGAUUUUACCGAGUUAAAUACUCGGACGAAAUGUUGGAAGUACUUCAAAAAACCAAAAUUGGGAAAGUUGAGUUGAUGUGUGUCUUUGAUGAUUUGUAUACACUUGGGAAAUUGGGUGUAAUAUCUUCAUUACAUUACCUCAAAUUCUUGAAAGAGUUGGAACCAAUCACUGUCGAGACCUAUCAACUUUCAAGAGUGCUUGUUGGGCACUUUUACGAACUGAAAAACGUUUUUAGGGAGACUAAAGUGAAACAAUUUGUCGAAGAGCAAACCGAGAGGCUUCUUGCUCCUGCUCUUGAAAAGUUGGGAAUGGGAGUCAUCAAAGGAGAACCAUUUGAUGCUUCUUCGUUGAGAUCCUCGUGUUUGAUCCAUUUAAAACGAGAUGACAUUAUUAAAAAGGCAUGUGAAGUUGUCAUGAAUAACGAAGUUGGCAAACUGUCUGGUGAGUUAGUGUCGCCAACGUGUUUAAACGCAGGCAAAUAUGGAGAUGAAAACGUGUUCAACAAAUUGAGUGAGAUGUAUACAAACGCCGAGACUGUUGAAAUUCAGAGAAUCGCAUUGAAAGGAAUGGCGUCGACCCAAAAUGAAGAGUUGGUCAAAAAGGCAUUGCAAUUUACUGAGACUGGUGUCAGAAAACAAGACGUUGGGUUUGUUUAUGCCAUUAUGUUUAUUGGUGAAAGUGAAUUGGUCACAGAAUACAUUGUGAGUCAUAUCAAAGAGAUCAAUGAGAAGUAUGGAGGAGGCAUGUCGUCCAUUAGAAAGUGGAUAUUAGAGUAUAUGAUGGAGAGGUAUUCAUCAAAGGAGCGUCUUGCUUUCUUUACCAAGUUCUUUGAAGAGAACAAGUGUGUUGGAGCGGAGAGUUGUAUCAAACAAGGUCUUGAAGGCAUAGCUAAGAGAGCAGCUUGGAUCGAACGAGACUUAGGAAGUAUGCUCAAAUUCAUUGAGUAA
Molecule: messenger RNA, 2484 nt
Organism: Entamoeba invadens IP1
Lineage: Eukaryota; Evosea; Mastigamoebida; Endamoebidae
Product: puromycin-sensitive aminopeptidase, putative
Exons: 1
Coding region: 1-2484 (827 amino acids)
Biological process (GO): peptide catabolic process; proteolysis
Cellular component (GO): cytoplasm
Molecular function (GO): peptide binding; zinc ion binding; metalloaminopeptidase activity
Source: RefSeq, a predicted model, not a curated record